This is a messenger RNA of Arabidopsis lyrata subsp. lyrata, 1127 nucleotides long. RefSeq names its product ethylene-responsive transcription factor 13. The coding region runs from base 184 to 906 and encodes 240 amino acids. Gene Ontology annotation, biological process: ethylene-activated signaling pathway; regulation of DNA-templated transcription. NCBI's taxonomy places the organism in Eukaryota, Viridiplantae, Streptophyta, Magnoliopsida, Brassicales, Brassicaceae. The transcript has a single exon. Gene Ontology annotation, molecular function: DNA-binding transcription factor activity; DNA binding. The record is from RefSeq and is a predicted model, not a curated record.
AUUCCAUACCUUUAUAAUCUCCUUCACAAGUACUUACUUCUCCACUUCAUUCGUCUCCCAGACAAAAACAUCUUUGAUCACUCUCUAAAAUCCACUCUCUCAUCAAAACUUUCUCUUCUAUUCAGAAGCAUCCACCAAAAACCCUCUCUUCGACUCAGAAGCAUUCAAAAAUCCAUUUAACUAAUGUCAGGUUUUGAGUACAGCGACUCGUUAAGCUCAUCUGAUUCCGUUAAUAACGGCGUUAACUCACGGAUGUUCUUCCGUAACCCGAGUUUCAGCAACGUUAUCUUAAACGAUAACUGGAGUGAUUUGCCGUUAAGUGUCGACGAUUCUCAAGACAUGGCUAUUUACAACACUCUCCGUGACGCAGUUAGCUCCGGAUGGACACCCUCCGUUCCUCCCGUUACCUCUCCGGCGGAGGAAGUUUCCGUUCGAGGAGAAGAGAAGCCUCCAGCGACGGCGAGUGGCUCGCACGCGCCGAGGCAGAAGGGGAUGCAGUACAGAGGAGUGAGGAGGAGGCCGUGGGGGAAAUUCGCGGCGGAGAUUAGGGAUCCGAAGAAGAACGGAGCUAGGGUUUGGCUCGGGACUUAUGAGACGCCGGAGGACGCGGCGGUUGCUUACGACCGAGCGGCGUUUCAGCUUAGAGGAUCGAAAGCUAAGCUGAAUUUUCCGCAUUUGAUUGGUUCUUGUAAGUAUGAGCCGGUUCGGAUUAGGCCUCGCCGUCGUUCGCCGGAACCGUCAGUCUCCGAUCAGUUAACGUCGGAACAGAAGAGGGAAAGCCACGUGGAUGACGGCGAGUCUAUUUUGGUUGUACCGGAGUUGGAUUUCACGGUGGAUCAGUUUUACUUCGAUGGUAGUCUAUUAAUGGACCAAUCAGAAUGUUCUUAUUCUGGUAAUCGGACAUAAUUAGUUUUAAGUAAAGUUUUAAGAUUAAGCAAAAAUUUGUCCAUCGAGUUUGCUGCCGUUAUGAAAUAUCAAAUAUCGAUCGAUGACUCAAGACUCAAGAGGGUUUGAUAAUCAUGAUCAUAUGUAAUGUGAUGGGAUGGAAAAUAAUAAAUAUGGACGUUUGUUUUUUUUUCUUCUAAAUUCGAUUCAUAGUAACAAUCAAUGUGAAUAGUAGAAUGUAU